CUAUAACUCUUCGACAUCAUCAUUUCUCAUUAGUACCCACUAAUUAUUUUUUCUCUGUUUUUUCAUAAUUAAUUCUUCUUUAAUUUACAUGUUUCAACAAUGGCAGCUGAAGCCAAGAAAAUCCUCUUCGGGAAAUACGAAAUGGGAGCCCUUCUCGGCCGCGGCGCCUUCGCCAAAGUGUACCUCGGCCGCCGCCUCCCGCCGGCCGCUGAGGAGACGGUGGCGAUCAAGGUGAUCAAGAAAGACGAAGCGAUCAAGAGCGAGAAAAUGAUGGAGCAAAUCACGCGCGAGAUCGCCGUGAUGCGGCGCGUGCGCCACCCCAACGUCGUCGAGCUCAAGGAGGUGAUGGCCACCAGGUCCAAGAUCUUCAUCGUCAUGGAGUACGCCGCCGGCGGCGCGCUCCUCUCCUCGGUGCCGCGCGGCCGCCGCCUCGACGAGGCCGCCGCGCGCCGCUACUUCCAGCAGCUCGUCGGCGCCGUCGACUUCUGCCACAGCCGCGGCGUCUUCCACCGCGACAUCAAGCCGGAGAACCUCCUCCUCGGCGCCGACGGCCGCCUCAAGAUCUCCGACUUCGGCCUCUCGGCGCUCUACGAUAAUUCCGGCGCCGACGGCGGCGGCCUCCUCCACACCCGGUGCGGCACCCCGGCCUACGCGGCGCCGGAGGUGCUCCGGACCAAGGGCUACGACGGCACCAAGGCGGAUAUAUGGUCGUGCGGCGUCGUUUUGUACGUCCUCCUCGCCGGAUUCCUCCCCUUCGACGACCGGAAUCUCACCGUCAUGUUCAAGAAGGCGAUUAGGUCACAAUACUCAUUUCCGCCGUGGUUCUCCACCGAAGCGAAGCGUUUGGUGAUGAAAUUGUUGGAUCCGAAUCCGGGUAAACGGAUCUCGAUUUCGGGUAUUAUGCGGGUCGCAUGGUUCAAAAGGGGUUUGCAAAACCCUAAUUCUAUCUCCAUGCUAGAAUUUACUAUGCUUGAUGAUGAAACUGAGGUUACGAUGAUCAAGAAAUCCCCCUCUUCUCCGGCGAUGUUGAAUGCGUUUCAGUUGAUUUCAUCGAUGCCGACCGGCCGUCUCGACCUCUCGGACACUUUGGUGGCGAGCCAUCGGAGAGGGGACUUCACAUUUACCUCUAGGCGUUCGGCUAAGGUGACGCUAGGGAAAAUUGAGAUGGUUGGGAAGAAAUUAGGGUUUAGGGUUGCGAGGUUGAAGGACUUAAAGUUGAUGUUGUUGGGGGCGGUGGAGGGCCGGAAGGGGCGGCUCUCGGUCACGGCGGAGGUGUUCAAGGUGGCGCCGGAGGUGACAGUGGUCGAGUUUACGAAAGUUUCCGGCGACACUUUGGAGUGUGUUAGGUUUCGUGAAGAUGAUAUUAGGCCGGGGUUGAAGGAUAUAGUUUGGACAUGGCAAGGGGAUAGUAGUUUCAAGUGUUGCGAUCAAAUUAGUGCUCAAGAAAUGGUCUAAGUAUAAUUAUUUUAUAUUUUAUUCAUAUAUUUAUUAUGUUUUUAAUUCUUAUUCUAGUAUAUAUUGGAUUGUUUUUUUAUAUUGUAAGAUGGUUUGAUGGAUCAAAUAUUUGGAUCUAAUCUCAUACAUAUUUAUAAUUUAAUUUGAUGUUUAUAGUAUUUGGAUCA
Messenger RNA from Salvia miltiorrhiza (redroot sage), 1622 nucleotides. RefSeq names its product CBL-interacting serine/threonine-protein kinase 25-like. Gene Ontology annotation, biological process: protein phosphorylation; signal transduction. NCBI's taxonomy places the organism in Eukaryota, Viridiplantae, Streptophyta, Magnoliopsida, Lamiales, Lamiaceae. The transcript has a single exon. The record is from RefSeq and is a predicted model, not a curated record. The coding region runs from base 100 to 1455 and encodes 451 amino acids. Gene Ontology annotation, molecular function: ATP binding; protein kinase activity.